This is a messenger RNA of Solanum lycopersicum (tomato), 1932 nucleotides long. Lineage: Eukaryota; Viridiplantae; Streptophyta; Magnoliopsida; Solanales; Solanaceae. The record is from RefSeq and is a predicted model, not a curated record.
CCCCCCCAAUACCCUUCUUUCUUUUCUCUGUUUACAACUCUUCUAGUGAACUAAAGCUCUUGUUUAACUAUAGUUGUGAUUUUUAAAACUUGAAGUUGUAUUUGGACAUGUAGUUUUCUUGAAAAAAUUUGAACUUUUGUUAGUGGGGAAGAUAAAUUUGAUUUUUUUAUUGAUUAAGGCCAAAAGCUAGUUCUGUGGUUCUUUCUUUGUUGCAUUCAGAUAUUGAUGUUUGUUUGUAUUUGUUUAUCAAUUUUUGGCUUGAUAAAUUGUCUCUAUUCAGUCUCUGUUCUUUGUUUCCACUUUAUGUUGAGUUAACAAUUUAUAGAUUUAUGCACAACUUGGUUUUAUAGGACAACUAGUUGUUUAUAGCAAUUUGCUGGCUCUGUGUAAGACUGUUGUUAUCAUUUUGUCAAUUAUAAGGCUGAAAUUUAAGAUGUUGAAGAAAAAAGGGUGUGAUUUUAGCCUUUUGGGAUGUCUCAAAAUGUUAAAAAAACCAUGAAAGUUCUUUUUUUAAACUGUUUAGACUUAUACCGAGAAUGUUCUAAAUUUGUCAUAUUUAUCUGGUACUCUUAUUGAAAACUGUGAUUUGAUCAUUCUGUGAAUAAACUUCUGUACUGAGAUUUUUAGGACUUGAACAUUUUAUGCAGAUGGCGUACAUAUGACCACUUUUGGAAGUAUAGAUGGCAGAGUUACUUCAAUUGGUCAACACUGUUAUGAUCUUGCUGAUCAAGCCUUUGUCACUUGUCAAAUUCACUUGCUUCUUCGGUGUGAGAACAAUUUGCAUUGUUAUCCAAACAUGGACAGAACUGCUGAGAGCUGCUAUGGGUUUUCAUGCCAGAUUACUCUGGAAACUGACAAUUUGGGCUAUUGCUGUUCUAUCCCUGCCUAUACGAAGUUUAACUGCUCUACAAAGGGAAAGGGCGCUGGAGAUGCAUCUGCAGGAAAUGCAGAUCGAGUUUGAAAAUCUUGUUUGGGAAAGGAAGCAACUUGAGAAGAAAAUACUAGUAGCCAUCAAGGAUAAAAAGAUAAUGCAGGCCAUGUUAGCAGAACUCGAGGAUGAACAUGACGAUGCCAUCGUCAAAAUUGAGCAAUUGGAGGACCAGCUUAAGAAUCUGAAGGUGGAAAAUCAACGAUUGAAUGAAGUUCAUGGUAAAGCACUUUCAGACCUUGAAGACCAUUUUGAUGGCCCAGUAAUGCAAGGCUGUAGCGAUGCUGUUCCAUUUUGGAGAUCAAGUGGCAUUGAGAGCGUGGCCAUACACAAGGAAGGAAUGCAAGAAGAUAACAGCAAAAACGGAAGUACGAGCUCUGAAUUUGUGGAAGCCAGAUCCUGUCGAGAUGUCAACAGGCCACGUACUCAGACUACGUUUGAGUAUUUUGACACAAAUGAUGUGCUACAACAACGAAGGGAUCUAGCUGUUUACCAGACCCUUUUUAGUGCAAUAUUAUCGCUCUUAGUUGGAACGAUCAUAUGGAAAGCUGAAGAUGCAUGCAUGCCUCUAGUCCUCGCGCUAUUUGCUGUCGUUGUCAUGUCGUUGUGGAGUGUGGUCCAGUUCUUCUCGACUAUUAGGAACAGACCUGCGUCUGAUGCAGUUGCUCUGUUGAGCUUCAAUUGGUUUUUGCUCGGAACACUGACAUAUCCUACGUUGCCAAGGAUCACCCCUGUAUUUGCACCAGUGUUAUGGACUCUCUCAGACAGGGCUGUGGAGCUGCUAGGUUUCUGAAUCUUUUGAGUUUUUUUGCUUUUCGCAGUCUGACACAUACUACACACUGUUUCUGGUCCUGUUGAUGCGUGUAAACUAAAAGUUUAUCAAAUGUUUGUUCUUUUUGGGGUUUUGUCUUGUAAAUUUCUCCUGAAGGAGAUAGGUUUUGCUUAAACAGUUGUGUUAUUGAUGUCAUGGAUGAUAAGUAAAUGUAUAAUAUCCGUCUUUAUUA